AUGAUGGGUGAGGUCGCCUCGUUGCGCUCGUCCGCAUCCCAUACCUCCUUCUUCGACUCGUCUGCCUCCUUUGACCGCCGCACCCGCAAGAAGAGCUCCUCUCACUCCGACCUCGCCACUUCCAACAGCAGCUUCUCACUGCAUGUCGAUUCCGAUUCGGACGAUUCAGAAGACGACGGCUUGCUUUUCCCCGAAUACUCCAAGGGCACACAGAGCCGCAAGGACAUCGACAAUGUGCCGCCCUCGAGCCCAGUAGGCGCUAACAUAACCCCGAGUUCGCCAGUCGAGACAGCAGACUCCAAUUCGCCCGUGGGCGCGUUACCCGAUCCUCCGCUACACUUUGAGGAUGACACGGCCGUGAAGGUUGAACCUUCCCAUCAUGUCGACUACCUCACAUACGAGUGGCGAGAGGAGAAGGAUCUUUGGUCGUCGUGGCGCCAUAUUGUAGAGCACAGGAAGGUCUAUGGUGAGCGGUCCAGGCUGGAAAAUGCCUCGUGGCGGACAUGGGCAAAGAACCAGUUCAAACUGAAGACCGUGUCGCCAGAGACACUGGAUUGGGCCAAGGAAUUGGACGUAGCAUGGCUCUACGGGCCCCUACAACCGGCUUCGAAUCGAUCCGUCUCGCUCAAUCCCUCGGAACCCACCAGUCGGAUAUCCAAGACCAACUCCUUCGUACAGAAGAAGCCCAUUCUCAAGAAGAGGAGCAUGUCCGAGGUGAUGCUACAGAACUCCAUCUCCGCAUCGUCGCUGGUCAAGCAGGCGGCUGCCGCAGUUCAGGCCCAACAGAGAGCUGGUGGCACCCCUUUGGAGCCACGACGCCCUCGGCCCAUCCUUGCCCAAACCCCGUCGGAUUACUUCACGUCGGCCAUCCCUUCGCGCACCGCCAGCAGAGACCCUCCCGACUACUUCUCCUCUCGAUCUACAUCCGGAUUGCAUACCCCCGAGUGUGGCGAGCGCAAGCACAUCCGGUUCGACGAAAAAGUCGAACAGUGCAUUGCCGUCGAAUGCAAAGGGACCGACGACGACGAUUAUGAUGAAGACUGGGCAGCCAAUGACCACUCCUCUGAUGAAGACAUGGUCAUGAUGAAGACUGCUCGGAGAAGACGUCCGCGGCCUAGGAAACCUUCCAGGACCGCUUCCGCUGCCGAGACCAAGAUCAUUGAGAAGCUCCCGGCUACCACGCUCAAGUCCCAGACGGAUUCCCCCGAGGUCUCCGAACACCACCUGAGCCACUCGUUAUUUGGUGUCUACCGUUCGGCGCGGCUCUCUCCGUCUCCCUCGCAGGAGACACUCCGGCCGUCGAAUCCGUCUACGAACUUCCUGCUGCCGAAUGAGGAAGACGACGAGGAGGAGGAUUGGCGUUCAGCCCGCGCUUACGAGGUCAAGCGACCAGGUACACCCACACCCCACAAAAUGUACGCCAGCAGCCUGAUGAACGCCAGCAACCCCGACAGCUCGCAAGCCGAAUCGUCCUCCUCUGGGGGUCUGAAACGGACAGCAUCGGGCGUAAUGACGCCAUUCCAAGGCGGUCGCGACGACGACGUUGAGGGCGCAGUUCCUCCCGGCAUUCUCGGUAAAGUCGUAGACACGGUGAACACUGCUAGAGACAUUGCGCAUGUGAUCUGGAAUGUUAGUUGGCGGGGUUAG
Westerdykella ornata is the source of this 1647-nucleotide messenger RNA. RefSeq lists its product as uncharacterized. The record is from RefSeq and is a predicted model, not a curated record. The transcript is spliced from 2 exons. Bases 1 to 1647 code for a protein of 548 amino acids. NCBI's taxonomy places the organism in Eukaryota, Fungi, Ascomycota, Dothideomycetes, Pleosporales, Sporormiaceae. Gene Ontology annotation, biological process: cellular response to glucose starvation; protein catabolic process in the vacuole.